AGACCGAUCAGCAACCACGAAAUCUUUUAUACUAUCGUCAAGUUCUUCUUCCGAAUAAAGUCACAUCCGCAUCUCUGAAGCCACUCGGAAGUAGGAUAUCGAAAGGAAAGAGGACGCAAAAUAUCCUUUUUCUGAUGGCGGCUCUGUCGCUGUCCGCUGCUUGUUCGCGCACCUCCAUGCCCAGCCGCUCUUCUUCGCCGCCCAUGUUGUUCUCCAUCUGGAAGCCUGCCUCCAAACCCUCAUCAGUCUCGUGGGCAUCUUCCAUUCCCGACAUUGCGAUCGCCAUACACAGUAUAGUUGGAAUUUCAUCUCCACUUGCACACAACAGUCAGCUGCAGAUUGGUGUUGUUCAAGCUGCUUGGACACGAAGAUCUCGAGGAGAGGCUGCAAAGAAACCUAAUAGAAAAUCAUGGAAGCAAAGAACUGAUAUGUACAUGCGUCCAUUCCUUCUGAAUGUCUUUUUCUCCAAAAGAUUUAUACAUGCCAAGGUAAUGCACAGGGGAACAAGCAAGGUUGUUUCUGUUGCAAGCACAAAUGCAAAGGAUCUCAGGAACACAUUGCCGUCCCUCACUGACUAUGAUGCGUGCAGAACAAUUGGGCAAUUAAUUGCUGAAAGAUCUAAGGAAGCUGAUGUAUUUGCUAUGGCAUUCGAACCGAAGAAAAAUGAACGAAUUGAAGGCAAACUUGGUAUUGUCCUUGACACCAUCAAAGAGAAUGGCAUUAUUUUUGUGGCUUAAUAGAUCUGAGUUCUGUUAAAUAAUUCAAUCUUUGUCUCUUUCCAGUCUUAAUAUGGUUGCAUAUAGAAACGUAAUGAAUUAUAUAUGGUUAUCUAUUUCUUAUUAGGUGUAUGAGUCAGUUCAUAUAAUGUCCUUGAUGUGUGCAGUGUAUAGGAAAUUAAUUUUAUGUCAAUGUUUUGAUGAUAUGUUGUGCAUGGGGCUUUGUUAGAUUAUCAUUGUACUUGUGGAUGUUGCUCAAAAAAUUGCUUAGGGGACAUUUGGGAUUAGAAUUAUCA
Messenger RNA from Phalaenopsis equestris, 1012 nucleotides. RefSeq names its product 50S ribosomal protein L18. NCBI's taxonomy places the organism in Eukaryota, Viridiplantae, Streptophyta, Magnoliopsida, Asparagales, Orchidaceae. The record is from RefSeq and is a predicted model, not a curated record. Gene Ontology annotation, cellular component: ribosome. Gene Ontology annotation, biological process: translation. Bases 135 to 737 code for a protein of 200 amino acids. Gene Ontology annotation, molecular function: 5S rRNA binding; structural constituent of ribosome. The transcript has 2 exons.